Messenger RNA from Arachis duranensis, 1747 nucleotides. Its product is annotated as monocopper oxidase-like protein SKS1. The record is from RefSeq and is a predicted model, not a curated record. The coding region runs from base 25 to 1668 and encodes 547 amino acids. Gene Ontology annotation, molecular function: oxidoreductase activity; copper ion binding. Gene Ontology annotation, cellular component: plasma membrane. NCBI's taxonomy places the organism in Eukaryota, Viridiplantae, Streptophyta, Magnoliopsida, Fabales, Fabaceae. The transcript has 8 exons.
AAUUUGGCUCACUUGAGUGAUAAAAUGUCUCUGCAGGUCAUAGCUGUCAAUGGUGAUUUUCCAGGGCCCUUCAUCAACGUUACGACUAAUAACAAUGUUAAUGUGAACGUCCACAAUGAUUUGGAUGAAGAUCUUCUCGUUACAUGGUCUGGCAUUCAAAUGCGCCGCGAUGCAUGGGAAGAUGGUGUUAUUGGAACAAAUUGUCCAAUUCCUCCCAAGUGGAAUUGGACAUACCAGUUCCAAGUCAAGGAUCAAAUUGGGAGUUUCUUUUACUUCCCUUCCCUGAAUUUCCAAAGAGCCUCUGGUGGUUUUGGUCCCAUUGUUGUCAAUAAUAGGAAUAUUAUCCCUAUUCCUUUUGCACAGCCAGAUGGGGAUAUUUUCAUCAUAAUUGGUGAUUGGUAUACCCAGACUCACACGGCUCUGAGAACAACACUUGAUGGUGGAAAAGACCUUGGAAUUCCAGAUGGUGUUCUCAUCAAUGGAAAGGGACCUUACCAAUACAACACCACUCUUGUACCUGCUGGCAUUGACUAUGAAACAAUUAGGGUUGAUCCAGGCAAGACAUACCGACUUCGAGUCCACAAUGUGGGGAUUUCAACUAGUUUGAACUUCCGAAUUCAAAAUCACAAUCUACUGCUUGCAGAAACAGAGGGCCAUUACACAAUUCAAACAAAUUUCACUGACUUUGAUAUUCAUGCUGGCCAGUCAUACUCUUUUCUACUUUCAACUGAUCAGAAUGCAAGUACAGACUACUAUAUUGUUGCAAGUGCAAGGUUUGUAAAUGGUUCAGCAUGGGAUAGGGUUACGGGUGUUGCAAUUUUACACUACUCAAAUUCUCAGGGAAAAGCAAGUGGUCCACUUCCACCCCCACCAGAUGAUAUUUAUAACCCGGGUUAUUCAAUGAACCAAGCCAAAAGUGUCAGGCAAAACACAUCUGCUAGUGGAGCUCGCCCUAAUCCCCAAGGAUCCUUUCACUAUGGAUCUAUCAAUAUCACUGAUACAUAUUUGUUACAAGUUGUGCCACCAGUGACCAUAAAAGGCAAUGUUCGAGCUACUAUCAAUGGGGUCUCAUUUAAUAAGCCUUCUGUUCCAUUUCGGCUUGCUGAUCUGCAUAAAUUAAGAGGAAUUUACAAGCUUGAUUUCCCCAGUAAACCGAUGAACAAAGCACCAGUAAUCGACACCUCUCUCAUAAAUGCUACUUAUAAGGGGUUCAUUGAGAUUGUACUGCAAAACAAUGACACAACAGUGCAGAAUUUUCACUUGGAUGGCUACUCCUUUUUUGUAGUUGGGAUGGACUUUGGUAAUUGGUCAGAGAAUUCUAGAGGUUCUUAUAACAAGUGGGAUGCGAUUUCUCGCUGCACAACUCAGGUUUACCCUGGAGGAUGGACAGCAAUCCUUAUAUCUCUAGACAAUGUUGGAACUUGGAACCUGAGAUCAGAAAACCUUGACAGGUGGUUCCUAGGCCAAGAAACAUAUAUGAGGAUCGUCAAUCCUGAAGAAAAUGGUGAAACUGAGAUGCCUCCACCAGAUCAUGUUCUCUACUGUGGCCCCCUCAAAAACUUGCAGAAGCAGCAGAACCAUUCUUCUUCUGCAGUCUCUGCUUUUGGAGGGAACCUCCUUUUAUCAUUACUACUGGCACUUUUUGCUGCGAUUUUCAUGUGUAACUAAGGAUUCUAUUUGCUUUUGUUUGCUUUCUUACAUUACUCAAUUGUAGUUAAUAGGCCAUUUAGUGGAGUUUGAUUACUAA